This is a messenger RNA of Corvus hawaiiensis (hawaiian crow), 3343 nucleotides long. It is a transcript of the gene LRP2BP, whose product is annotated as LRP2 binding protein. The record is from RefSeq and is a predicted model, not a curated record. The coding region runs from base 1 to 975 and encodes 324 amino acids. Lineage: Eukaryota; Metazoa; Chordata; Aves; Passeriformes; Corvidae. The transcript is spliced from 7 exons. Gene Ontology annotation, molecular function: protein binding.
AUGCAGCAGCGCCGGGUGCCGGCGCGGGCUGGGCAGGGCCGCCCUGGGCCGCGGCCCAGCGGCAGGGAUCGAUCCAGGCCCGGCGGCGCGGGGAGCUCGGCACCAGCGGGGGCCGCGGCCGCCCUCCCUUGUGGCCGGACCCGGACCCGCACAGCCCGGCAGGCUCGGCCCGAGCCGCCCUCGGGCGCGGGGCUGCCGGGAGAGCUCGGCCGGCGGUGCUGGAUGGCGCUGCGCAGCGAGCGGCUGCCGCCGGACCCGGCCGUGCCAGCAGAGAACCACUCCCAUGUUACACUGUUGGCAAAAGCAGAGGAGUCGCUGCUGAGGAGAGAGGCAGGUGAAGAUUUUCCGGCACCUUUUCUGGAUGGACAACGAUACUAUGAACAGGGGUUGUAUGAAGAAGCAUUAAAGCAAUUUGAAAAAAUUAAAGAUACAGAUUUUCAAGCAAUGUAUCAGCUUGGUGUAAUGUAUUAUGAUGGACUUGGCACUAAAAAAGACCCUGAAAAGGGAGUGGAAUACAUGAAUAAAAUACUCAGCUCUGAUUCCCCAGAAGCAAGUCACUUGAAGUUUGCAGCUGCAUACAAUCUUGGCAGGGCAUAUUAUGAAGGAUGUGGUGUUAAACAUUCAACCGAAGAGGCUGAAAGGUUAUGGCUUACUGCUGCAGACCAUGGAAAUCCAAAAGCAAGUGUAAAGGCCCAGAGUACUUUAGGAAUGCUUUAUUCUAUGCCAAUUCUAAAAGAUCUGAAGAAGGCCUUUUUCUGGCAUUCAAAAGCAUGUGACAAUGGAAAUCUGGAAUCACAGGGAGCACUUGGCAUUAUGUAUCUCUACGGACAAGGUAUACGUCGCAACACUAAAGCUGCUUUGGAGCAUUUGAGAAAAGCAACACAGCUUGGAAACAUCUAUGCUCAAGGCCAUCUUGUGGAAUAUUACUACACUAGAAAAUUUUACUCAAAGGCUGCUGCACUAGCCAAAAGGUGAUGAACAAACAGUUCAUUGUGCUUCCAGGAGAGCAUUCUUGAAGAAUUCCCAGCACUCACUAGCUCCUUUAUUCUCUGUGGAAGCUUCCUAUGGAGACCCUCCCAACUGUGCUGUGAGCUGAAGUUUUACUAUUCUGAAAUCUAAAACCUUUGUCCUAGUACUAACACUCAGAGUGCUCAGCAGGAUCCCAGAUCCUCAAUGCACCCAAGGCUGUCACUCACUGAGGAACUACAAAGCAGGUUUUCUUGGUUUGCAAGUAGCAAGUCAAGCAGUGCCUCAUUCCUGAUUGGCACAUCUGACAUUUGGUUGAGGCAGUAGUACUCUACUGCUCCAUUCCAGGAACUUCAUGGAUGUCCUGGGACUUGCUGUAUUGUUCUUGCAUCUAAUGCCUGGGUAGUUCAAGUCACCCAUAAGAUCCAGAUUCUGUUUCCCGAAACUUACUUAAGUGACCCAUAUAUUGUCUCAUUGGAGGUCACUAACAGAUGCUUAGUGUAAGAUCUCUCUUGAGAUGAUCCCUCUGAUCCUGGCCUAGAGGCAUUCAUUUAGGCUUCCAAAAUUACCAUAGUUAAUUGCCAUUAACUUCUACACGUUCAAGGUUCUCCUUAACUCAGCACAUGACUCUUCCUCUUUUUCUGCCUUUACAAAACAGCCUCUCCAUCCAUCACGAUCCUCCUGUUGUGUGAGUUGUUCCACCAUGUGUCAGUUAUUCCUAUGAUUGUGUGACUUUGAGUGGGUGCAGAGCUCCAGUUCCUCCUGUUUGGUCCCCAGGCUGUGUGCAUUGUACACAUACACUUGGGGUGGUUGUCUUCUGGUCCUCAUCCUGGGAAGCAGCUAAGGAACAUUUGUUGCUGCUCUGGUUGGCCUGGCUUAUUCUCCAGUUGGUUGCAAUGGCACAAGUGCAACCACUUUGGGUCUAGAGUGCCCUCAAAUCCUCCCGUUUAAAGCUCGCCUCAGCAGGUUGGCCAGCCUGCUGCCAAAGAUUCCUUUGCCUCUUCUAGACAGGUGGAUCCUAUCCCUCCUUAACAGGCUAUAGUCAUCAAAGAAUGUCCCAUCAUCAUAAAAGCCAAGACAGUUGUGACCAGCACCAGCCACAAAGCCAGAAGUUGAUUUGUAUUAUAUGUGUGGUUUUGGUUGCAUGCCUUCCUCCCACUGGUAGAAGGGAACUGGAAGGAAAGGUAACUUGGCACCAGUACUUGCCUGCACCCCAGGGCUUUGUAGUCUCUGAUUUGGUGGUGUCAUUCGUGCCCACAUGAAAGAGUCGCAAAGGAUCUGUGUGUGCUCUGGACAAGUUGUGGCACCCUCUCAGCAACAUCUCAGACCUCAGCUCCUGGACAGCCACACACCCCUCCUGAGUCCCCGUCAGGCUGAGAGAUGGUGCCUCAGUGCCCCUUCACAUAAAGUUACUCACUCUUGAGUGCUUACUUCUUUUUGUGGUUUGUGCUGCUGGUAGAGUUUCUCCUUGCAGACCUUGCUCCCGGGUGUCUACAGUGAUUAAAGUUUCAUGUAUGCUUUAGGUUGUAGUGCUGGAGGGUGGGGAGGAAAGCAGUCCUGCUUUUGCAUGUCACUGGGCUCCAAGGUGCCUAAUUCUCUGUGGUGUCCACCACAGGAGUAUGAUUUUGAAACCACUUACCUAUUUCCAUCUUCAUCUCAGCACCUCUAAUACUGCAAACAGUCUUCCACUCUCCACCUCCUCCAUCUUAAUGUCAUUUCUACUCACUGUCUCCCACCCCAUAACUCCCUUGCUCUGCAGUUUGGUCCAGUUCCUGUGUCCUUUACAGGAAAUGCAAGCACUGACACAGCUAAAAUUAUGUGUAAAGAAGCAUAUAAUUACUGUUUGGUAUCUAGAAAGGAUAUGGGGCUUGGGGGUAUCUGUUUUAAGGCAACAGAAAGAAAUCAAUUCUCACAUAGGUAUAGCAUUUUCUAAUAUUAUAGUGAUGAUACUAGAUAAUUAUAGCUUGAUAGUUAAAACAACAUUGACUUUGUCCCUCUGAUUCUUAAAAUAGUUCUUAAAAAACAUGCUGAAAUUAAGAUGACAGAAAACAUGCAGAAGAAAGGAAAUAAUUGAGCUGAGACAGUGAUAAGUGGUUUUCCUAACAGAGUUUUAUAACCAGGGACUCUCAAAUAUGUCCAAGAUUUUCAGAUUACUAUGAUUUGCCAAUAUCCUUGUAAGAACUGGAAAUUUUAGAAUCACAGGAUCAGAGAAUCGUGGAAUGAUUUGGGUUGGCCCUUUGAAGAUCCUCUAGUUCCAGCCCCCUUGCUGUGGGCAGGGACAUCUUCCACUACAUGAGGUUGCUCGCUCAAAUACAUGAAAUAAGAGCUUUGCCUUUCUUCCACAUAUAAUUUCCAUAAAAUAAUUUAAUAGGAACAA